Messenger RNA from Schistosoma guineensis, 225 nucleotides. Lineage: Eukaryota; Metazoa; Platyhelminthes; Trematoda; Strigeidida; Schistosomatidae. The record is from the annotation of a GenBank genome assembly.
AUGUUAGUAUUCCUAAUAACCAUAUUAACUACUACUACUACUACUACUACUACUACUCCUACUACUACUCCUACUCCUACUACUACUACUACUACUACUACUACUACUACUAAUAAUAAUAAUAAUAAUAAUAAUAAUAAUAAUAAUAAUAAUAAUAAUAAUACUGAUACUACUUGCAAUACUACUAAAAUAUGCGAAACAGUAGUCAAACUAUACAACAUAUAA